Molecule: messenger RNA, 857 nt
Organism: Temnothorax curvispinosus
Lineage: Eukaryota; Metazoa; Arthropoda; Insecta; Hymenoptera; Formicidae
Exons: 4
Coding region: 439-759 (106 amino acids)
Source: RefSeq, a predicted model, not a curated record
UUACUACAGAAGUAACGCUCGCGUAAACGUAGUAUAUGUGUAAUUUGUCGGUACAAAAUAUCUCUUCCCUUUUCUUAGAUUUAACAUACCGUACCAAAUUGCUGGAAAACGCAAAGAAAAAUUUAAGAGAAAGCGAUGAUACAACAGAAAAAGAAGCUGUCGAUGAUAGUGAAACUUACAAUGAUGGUUUUAGAUGGGUAAACCAAGCAGUCAGGUUAUUGUUGGCAGCAUACAAGGAUCGUGAAGACCUGUUGAUCAAAGGAAAAGUAUCCGUAAAGAAAUUUUGGGAAAUAAUUUCUCAUAAAGGAAAAGUCCUACAACAUUACAGGACCCCAAUGUAAAAGCAAAUUUCACAGUUUAAAAAAAACAUAUAAAAACAUUAAAGACCACAACGCUAAAAGUGGCAACAACAGGCGCACUUGGCCUUUCUUCGAAAUUAUGGACGAAAUGUUUGGCCAUAAACCAUGGAUAAAUCCAAUUCUAACUUUGGAUUCUGCAAAUGACAUCCCAUCUGGAAGUUCUAUUUGCAGCAACAGUGACACCACAUCUCCAUCUCCAGAGAUGUCUCUAUCACCAUCCUUACUUACUUCUACUAAUGAAAGACCUAAAAAACGUAAGAAAAUUGAAGAAACUGCUUUGAAAGAUCUGGUUGCAAUUGCGAAAGAAAAUAAGGAAGAAAGAAAAAAUAUGUAUGAAGAGACUGCGGCAAGACAAGAGCGACUGUUACAUAUUUUAGAAAGCAUUGCCAACAAAAUGUAAUAAAUUUUGUUGGCACAAUAAGUGCAAUUCUUAUACCAAUAAUUUUUUUUUUAAACCAAAGCAAAGAUAGUUUUUAUUUUUAUAUUUUAAUUGCAAUA